AUGCCUCUCUUCAGCAACACCUUCAGCCCGAAGAAGACCCCCCCCAGGAAAUGUGCCUCUCUCUCUAACCUGCACUUGCUGGAUAGAUCAACCCGUGAGAUUGAGCUGGGCCUGGAGUACGGCAGUCCCACCAUGAACCUCACUGGCCAGAGCCUCAAGUUUGAAAAUGGCCAGUGGGUGGCAGAAUCAGGAAGCAUCACGGGAGACCGCAGGGAAAUGCUGCGCUUGCGCAAACGAAACCAGCAGCUGGAGGAAGAAAACAACCUCCUUCGGCUAAAAGUGGAUAUUCUGCUGGACAUG
Molecule: messenger RNA, 300 nt
Organism: Pterocles gutturalis (yellow-throated sandgrouse)
Lineage: Eukaryota; Metazoa; Chordata; Aves; Pterocliformes; Pteroclidae
Gene: CBY1
Product: chibby homolog 1 (Drosophila)
Exons: 3
Biological process (GO): negative regulation of Wnt signaling pathway
Cellular component (GO): nucleus
Source: RefSeq, a predicted model, not a curated record